Molecule: messenger RNA, 1451 nt
Organism: Acipenser ruthenus (sterlet)
Lineage: Eukaryota; Metazoa; Chordata; Actinopteri; Acipenseriformes; Acipenseridae
Product: 1-phosphatidylinositol 4,5-bisphosphate phosphodiesterase zeta-1-like
Exons: 10
Coding region: 78-1451 (457 amino acids)
Biological process (GO): intracellular signal transduction; lipid metabolic process; positive regulation of cytosolic calcium ion concentration involved in egg activation
Cellular component (GO): nucleus
Molecular function (GO): phosphatidylinositol-4,5-bisphosphate phospholipase C activity
Source: RefSeq, a predicted model, not a curated record
UCAUCUUCAGCUGCUACGCCCCUCGAGGUAAAAACCUUUCAGCCCAGGGCCUCCUCGACUUCAUCCAGAAGGAGCAAAUGAACAGUCAGGCAGACAUGAAGGCUGUGGAACAGAUCAUUGAAAACUACGAGAUUAAUAAAACAGUCAAAUCUAAGAAAUCAAUGACAUUCGGAGGAUUUCUCAGAUACAUGGAGUCCGAGGACUGCUCAGUGAACAACAAAGACCAUAAAAAAGUGUAUCAUGACAUGGACUGGGCUCUGUGCCAUUACUUUAUAUCAUCCUCACACAAUACAUACCUGACAGGAGACCAGCUGGUAGGAAAAAGCCAUCUGCAUGCAUAUGUAAGUGCCCUGAGGAGAGGCUGCCGCUGCUUGGAAAUCGACUGCUGGGACGGGCCAGAUCAGGAGCCUGUCGUUUAUCAUGGCUACACUUUAACCAGCAAGAUCCUCUUCAAGGAAGUCAUUGCCACAAUCGAGCAGCAUGCUUUUGAGGUAUCCCCUUACCCAGUUAUCCUUUCCCUGGAGAACCACUGCACGCCCCUGCAGCAGGAGAUGAUGGCUGAAUACCUGAAAACAAUCCUGGGGGAGAAACUGCUUGACAUGACAAUCAAUGACACCUUUGCCAAGGAGCUGCCUUCCCCUGAGGAGAAGAAGAUAGCAUUGGCAAUGGCACUGUCCGAUCUCGUCAUUUACACAAAGUCGGUCCAUUUUGUCAGCUUCAAGCAUUCUAUCGCAAAUCAGAAGUUUUAUGAAAACACUUCACUUGCGGAGGCCAAAGCACGCAAACUAGCCAUGAACUCAGGUGCAGAGUUUGUGCUCCACAACAUGAAGUUCAUCACAAGGAUAUACCCUGCAGGCUCCAGGGCCCUCUCUUCCAAUUAUAACCCGCAGGAGUUCUGGAACGUUGGCGCACAGCUGGUGGCAUUGAAUUUCCAGUCCCUCGGAGAGGCUAUGGAUCUGAACAGGGGCAAGUUUCAAGACAAUGGAAACUGCGGCUAUGUUCUCAAACCACACUUUAUGAGAGUUAGUGAGAAACCCUUUGAUCCAAAUGCUUUUCAGCCAGAUUUCAAGGCGACUAAUCUGCUAGUGAAGGUUAUAAGUGGAUACAGCCUGCCAGUGCCCAGGGGCUCCAAAGGUAUAGAUCCCUACGUGCGUGUGGAGAUACAUGGAGUCUCUGCUGACAAUGCGAAAAAACAGACAAAUCAUGUAAAACAAAAUGCCAUGAGUCCGCGAUGGGAUGAGACCAUGACCUUUGCCAUACAGGUGCCGGACCUAGCCUUGGUGCGCUUCAUUGUGGAAGAUCAAAAUGCAAUUAUGGCAAAUGAAUUCAUUGCUCAGUACACCCUGCAUCUUACCAGCAUGAACCCAGGAUACCGCUGGGUCCCUUUGCUUUCUAAGGAAGGCAUCAGUCUUGACCCCGCAUCAUUGUUCAUUUACGUGUGGUUCAGCUAG